AUCGGGUUUGGCAUUCGCAGGGCUUGGAUUUUAAAGAGCCUGCCACCGUGCAGUAUGGGAGGGGCCGCGUUUUGCCGAAGCGCGUGGGUACCAGCAGUUCUGCGCGCUCAGGCGCAGUGAAGUCAGCUGGACUCUCAGGCGCCGCUCCGCUCCGGUGACGGACAGUGAGAAGGUGCGGGACAGAAAUGCCAACCUGCGCAAAAGAACUGAGAGUCCGACAUGGGAAUACUGAGCGGCGCACGCUUGUUGGCGCAUAAUCCCGCCCGCCCCGCUGGCACGAGGAGGGGGCAAAUCUAGCCUGCCUCAAGUCAAAUCCUCCCAAAGAGGUUUAAGGAAAGCUGCUGCAGCCUUCGAGAAGGCACCCGGUGUCUUCGAUUUCUAGCAUUUAUGACAGGCGCUGUGUGGAGACAGAAGUAGAUUUUAAGACAGCUGAUAUUCGGAAUAGGCAUUGUCUCUGUCUCUGCGUCACGGCGCGCCGAUCGGUGCGUCCUGAAGGCGUGGGGUCGAAGCUGCCAGCGCGCACAGGUAUUUGAUCACACUGUUGAUUACGCAGGAAAUCUGGAGCCAUGACAGGCCCCCCGCAGGUCUCACAGCCCACCUGCUGACGGCACUGGGCAGGAUGGGAGUAGGUGUACCGUUUUCAGGAUCCCGAACCAGUCGAUUUAUCAAUGGAGGAGGAGAGUGACACCCGGAAAAUUAACAACAGCUUCCUACGCGACCACAACUAUGCAACCGAAGCUGACAUUAUCUCUACGGUGGAGUUCAACUCAUCGGGGGAGCUGUUGGCCACCGGAGAUAAAGGAGGCAGAGUGGUUGUCUUCCAGAGAGAGCAGGAGAGUAAGAGUCAGCCCCAGCGUCGAGGGGAGUACAAUGUUUACAGCACAUUUCAGAGCCACGAGCCAGAGUUUGACUACCUGAAGAGUCUGGAGAUUGAGGAGAAGAUCAACAAGAUCAAAUGGCUUCCUCAGCAGAAUGCUGCGUACUUCCUCCUCUCCACCAACGACAAGACGGUGAAGCUGUGGAAGAUCAGUGAGAGAGACAAGCGCCCAGAGGGUUAUAAUCUGAAGGAUGAGGACGGACGCAUCAGAGACCCCACAACCAUCACCACGUUACGGGUGCCAGUGCUGCAGCCUAUGGACUUGAUGGUGGAGGCUACACCCAGGCGCGUAUUCAGCAAUGCCCACACGUACCACAUCAACUCGAUAUCGGUCAACUCAGACCUUCAGACUUUCAUCUCCACUGAUGACCUCAGGGUGAACCUUUGGAACCUAGAGAUCACGGACCGCAGCUUUAAUAUUGUGGACAUCAAACCAACUAACAUGGAGGAGCUAACAGAAGUGAUCACCUCAGCAGAGUUUCACCCCCAGCAGUGUCACACAUUUGCGUACAGCAGCAGUAAGGGCUCGAUACGCCUCUGUGACAUGAGACAGGCGGCACUUUGUGACAAACACUGCAAAUACUUUGAGGAGCCAGAGGAUCCCUCCACACGCUCCUUUUUCUCUGAAAUAAUCUCAUCCAUCUCUGACGUGAAGUUCAGCCACAACGGGCGCUACCUGAUGACACGGGAUUACCUCACUGUCAAAGUGUGGGACCUACACAUGGAGAACAAACCACUGGAGACGUACCAGGUUCACGACUAUUUACGAGGCAAACUUUGCUCUCUUUAUGAGAAUGACUGCAUCUUUGACAAGUUUGAGUGUGUCUGGAAUGGAUCAGACAGUGUAAUAAUGACUGGCUCCUACAACAAUUUCUUCCGAAUGUUUGACCGGAACACCAAGCGGGAUGUCACUCUAGAAGCAUCACGGGAGAAUAGCAAACCCAGAGCCAUUCUAAAGCCUCGCAAGGUGUGUGUCGGCGGGAAACGGCGAAAGGACGAGAUCAGUGUUGACAGCCUAGACUUCAGCAAGAAGAUCCUUCACACAACAUGGCACCCGCACGAGAACAUCAUCGCCGUGGCAGCCACCAACAACCUCUACAUCUUCCAAGACAAGGUCAACUAAAGGGCAAAGUGUCCCUCCUGACCUCUGGCCUGCACGCUGAGGGGCUGUAGGGAGAGGUCAGGUCAGAGAAACAGAACUGGAGCCCUCAGCGACACCUUUCUCCUGCUCUCCCUACGGCAAGUUGUUGAUGCGCUGCUCCAGGAGUUUUCCAGGAUGGAAGUAAUUCAGUGACUGAACUGGGAAAAGGAAAUAGCUUAAGGAAAAUAAUUCCUUGCAAUCGACAAUGAAUUGUUCAAAAAUGAGGCGUUUUUACUGCUGAGUUUGACUUCUGAUUUAAUUUAUUUGUCCAUGUGGACAACAUAAAGACGUGAAUCCUCUGCAUUCAUGCAGUAAGAAGGUCGCUGCAUGAAUUACGUGAUGUAGCAGCCCACUGGACCCUUAAAAGGAAGUGGAUGUGGGAAGAUCUGAACGUCAAGUAGAGCACACAAACAAAUCUUUGCCCACUUGAUAGUGGCUCUUUCUCGUGUAGCAACAGCACCACCUCUCUUUCAACCUGCUGCAUGCGAUCAGGCCUGCAGAGUCGGAAAGGUUUUUGGACAGUGCAGCCUGCUGUAGAAUUCCAGCAGGAGAGACUGCUGACCUCUGACCCUUAAGCUUCUCAGUAGGACUGAAACAGAAGUUUCAGUUAGCGUUUCUAGUACCAAUUUUAUGUCUCCCUGCUGAGACCGCUAUAGUCUGUGUCAAUGUUUUUUAUUUCCUUCUAAGUCCUUCUUUUGGUCAGUGAGUCUGUUGAGAAGCAGUGGUGCCUUCUUUUUGGUAUGUCGGGGUUUGAUGUUGGGAGUGUGGGGGGGGAGGAACUAAGUCCAAGGCAGGAGUGUGAACGUUUAAAAGGAAUAGUGUGUUCCUGAUUGACCUCACAGUCGGGUGACUUGCCAUUUUGGGAGACAACAACUGCAACACAGAGUAAGUAAUUGUAGGGUUUUUUGCAAUAAAUUAUAAUCUAAAUGCCACUUUGGACACAACGCGGCAUGUCUGUGCGUUUAUUUGCUGCGGCCAACAGUCUGACAGUGAUGUAGGUCGUCUUGAUACUACAGAUUAUCUGAUGAAGGUGGUGUCAACAUGCUAGCAUUAGCUAUAUGAUAAUAUCAGUUCAUUUCGACUCAGUUUUGUUUUGUCUGGAUGAAAAUAUUCUAUUACCAAAUGCUGCAUUCACAUGUUGACAGUACAAAAACAGUCUUGUUGUUUGUUAGGGUGUUAUUCACAAUUGCAGUGACAGACAGUAAAUGAUGAUGGGAGAAAUGGGAAUGUUGAUCAGAGAGCACAUGG
Molecule: messenger RNA, 3266 nt
Organism: Thalassophryne amazonica
Lineage: Eukaryota; Metazoa; Chordata; Actinopteri; Batrachoidiformes; Batrachoididae
Product: serine/threonine-protein phosphatase 2A 55 kDa regulatory subunit B beta isoform
Exons: 10
Coding region: 669-2000 (443 amino acids)
Biological process (GO): peptidyl-serine dephosphorylation
Cellular component (GO): cytosol; protein phosphatase type 2A complex
Molecular function (GO): protein binding; protein phosphatase regulator activity
Source: RefSeq, a predicted model, not a curated record